Tilletiopsis washingtonensis is the source of this 1446-nucleotide messenger RNA. RefSeq lists its product as hypothetical. The coding region runs from base 119 to 1249 and encodes 376 amino acids. Lineage: Eukaryota; Fungi; Basidiomycota; Exobasidiomycetes; Entylomatales. The transcript is spliced from 2 exons. The record is from RefSeq and is a predicted model, not a curated record.
CUGAGAGUGAGAGUGCGCCGGCGCAGCAGGAAUAAAAGGACAGCUGCUUUGCGCUCGCUGCCCACUUCCCACCACCACACCGCCAUCCACCAUCUCCCGUCCACCGUCCUCGCACACCAUGGCCGCCAUCCCCUGCCAGCCGAGCGCCGUGCUCAACAGCAAUCUCAUCUCGACGCCGCCGUCGCGGCCCGCCUCUCGCAAGGGCUCGCCGAAGCGCGUGCACUCGCACGCCGCCACGGGCUCGCCGCGCGCUCUCUCGCCGCCCGUGCAGCGUCCUCGUCGUGCUGCUCAGCAGGCACUCGGCACGCCGUCCAGCUCCUCGUCUCGCCCCGUGGCGCGCGCCCGCCUGCCGCUGCGCCUGCCGACAUAUCCGAUCGCCGUGCUCUCAUCUCCGUACGCCGACUUCACCGCACACCUCCGCGCACAUGGGCUUGCACACGAGGCGGCUGAGCUCGGCGGCUGCACGCCCGACUAUGUCAUGGCGCAGCUGCCCGCUUCUCUCCAUGCCGAGACGCUCAGCUUCGAGACGACGCUGCGCCAGCUGGCGGCCCUCGGCGGCGACGUGCCGCCGCACGUCGACUUUCCGCUCGAGAGCAGCGGCAGCAUCUCGCACCUCUUCGUCGUGCGCGCCAGCCUCGGCCCGGCGCCCAGCGCCGUCGACCAGAGCAUGCCGCCGCCGGCCAUGUCGGCGCGCGGCACCUCGACGCGCCCGCACGUCUCGCCGGCGCCUGCCGCUACGUCGCGCGGCCUGCUGCUGCCCGUGCACGGCCUCGUGUAUGCGCUCGACUGCGCCACGCUGCCGCCGCUGCCGCCGGCGCACGACGACCGCGGCCGCCUGCCCGUCGUGACGCUGCAUGUCCCCGCGCCCGCGACGUUCGGCACCGUGCACCGCUACGUCUACACGCGCGACGCCGCCGCGCUCCUCGCCGAGCUGCUGCCGCUGCGCUUCCUCUCGCGCAACCUCGCCGCCGGCGCCGGUGCUGCCGGUGGCGCCGAGCCGGCCGGUGCUGCGCUCACGGCGCCGCGUGCUCGCGAGCUGCUCGCCAGCCUGCCGACGGCCACGCUGCUCGCCCACGCGCGCACCGUGCACGCGGCAUGGGGCAAUGCCGGCGCCAUCGGCCUGCUCGACGCGCGCUACUGGGCCACGCUCUCGCGUGCCUGGGACCUUAUCGUCGGCGCCAUUGCCCUUCGCCGUGCGCGCCGCGUCGACGCCGAGCUGGCGCAGCGCAUGGACGCGCACGAGCUGUGAUGACGUCUCUUGCUCCCUGUGCGAUGUCUCUUGCUCCCUGAUCCCGUCUAAUAUCUCGCCUCGUGGUCGCCCGUCACUCCGCUCUGUCACCCAGCCCUGCCGAGCCGAGUCACCCAUCCGCCGAGUCACCGCGUCGCCGCGUUACCCUACCGCCACCUGUACUCUGUCACGAUCUCUGCUUCUCUUGAGCAACGACG